UUGCAACCCUGCUUGGUAAAACGUCAAGCUUGGAUUUUGUACGCCAUUUGUUAAAAAUUUCUACACCAGGGAAAAUACUGCCUGACGCAAAAAUUAGUAAAUUUAAUUAGAAAAUCAGCUUAGGCUGCACUGAACUGGCAAAGGUUGCGAUUAUUUUGCUAAUUUAACUGUAUGGACUUUUAAGGUUUGUAUUGGUAGACGCUCCGUUGGACCAGGUAAAAGGUAAUAGACAAAAUGACUCAAUAUCUACCGCCGAAUUUGUUGGCGCUAUUUGCCGCCCGUGAUCCAAUACCUUUUAUGCCACCAGUGGAUAAGUUGCCACAUGAAAAGAAAUCUCGUGGUUAUCUUGGUAUUGGUGGUUUCCUUGGUGAGUUUGAAGACCCAAAAGACACGCCGCCUGCAAAGCGCGUUGAGACUCGUCAAGAACGUUUGGAACGUCGGCGUAGGGAGAAGGCAGAACAAGUUGCUUAUAAAUUGGAACGAGAAAUAGCACUGUGGGAUCCGCAAGAAAUCAAAAACGCAACAGAAGAUCCAUUUCGCACAUUGUUUGUGGCACGUAUUAAUUAUGACACUUCUGAAUCAAAAUUGAGACGUGAGUUUGAAAUUUAUGGACCUAUCAAAAAAAUAGUUAUGAUAACGGAUCAAGAAUCGAGUAAGCCCAAAGGUUAUGCAUUCAUCGAAUAUGAACAUGAACGAGAUAUGCAUGCCGCCUACAAACAUGCAGAUGGUAAGAAAAUCGAUAGUAAGCGUGUAUUGGUUGACGUAGAACGCGCACGUACGGUAAAAGGAUGGUUACCACGCCGUUUGGGUGGUGGCUUGGGAGGAACACGUAGAGGUGGUAAUGAUGUCAACAUCAAGCACUCUGGUAGAGAGGACAAUGAAAGGGAACGUGAACGCUACCGUCUCGAGCGGGAGCGCGAAGAUCGCGAAACCGUAAGAGUUGUAGAACGUAAUCGUUUCGGCAGUGUUGACCCUGUGCGGCGUCGUUCGCGUUCUCGAGAACGCUUACGUGAACGUGAAAGGGAGCGCUCAAGACGUUCGCGCAGCAAAUCACGUGAGCGGAGGAGAAGGCGAGGUGGUAGUCGUGAACGCGAAUAUGACGAUGUCGAAAAACGUGACAGACGCGAGAAAGAUCGUGAGCGCGAUCGUGAACGUGAACGCGAAAGAGAUAAGAAGAAGAGACGCUCCAAAUCCAGGGAGCGUGAUUCAUCCAGAGAGAGACGUGAUAAGAAACGUGAGCGCGAUCGCCGUGACAAGGACCGCGAUCGUGGAGAUCGUGACAUUAAGGAACGUAAGCCGGACUUCCGUGACAUCGAUAUUAAGAUCAAGGAAGAACCAAUAGAUGAUGGUUAUCCAACUUAUCCUAUGAAUUCCUAUCAAACGUCUGGUAUAAAGCGAGAAGACGACGAAGAGCAGGAAGAAAAAUUCCGGCCACCGCAAGAUAUGUUCAGCGUUCCACCACCCCCAAUACCUGGACGUGGUCUUGGUGAGAAUGGACAGAACCCCAAUGAUGGUCAGCAAUCAUGGUGGCGUUGAGGUUUAUUUGUAUAUUACAAAAUGGAUAGUAACAGUUAUUUUCCACUUUCCAUAUUUUACCACAAUUUUCAAUUUAGCGUUUGAACUAAUGCAAAUUCGAGAUUUACAUGAUAGGUACAAAAUUUUAUUAUGAUCUUAAAAAUAUUGACAGAUUAAUCAAUUGCCCAUUGAUUUGUUGGCUAUAGUAAAUCGUUUCUUCAAAUUUUAUUAAUCAUAGUGCAAACGCUAAAGUUUUAAUAGUUUUAAAUUAUUAGGGCAAACAAUAUUUGAAAUUCCAAUACAUACAUACCUACCAACACAUUUUCGUCUUGCUUCCGCGGCGGGCUAGAAUCCACAAACA
Messenger RNA from Rhagoletis zephyria (snowberry fruit fly), 1876 nucleotides. RefSeq names its product small ribonucleoprotein particle U1 subunit 70K (gene snRNP-U1-70K). Gene Ontology annotation, biological process: mRNA splicing, via spliceosome. NCBI's taxonomy places the organism in Eukaryota, Metazoa, Arthropoda, Insecta, Diptera, Tephritidae. Gene Ontology annotation, cellular component: U1 snRNP; U2-type prespliceosome; precatalytic spliceosome. Gene Ontology annotation, molecular function: U1 snRNA binding; mRNA binding. The record is from RefSeq and is a predicted model, not a curated record.